Messenger RNA from Bicyclus anynana (squinting bush brown), 2803 nucleotides. Its product is annotated as beta-1,4-galactosyltransferase 7. Gene Ontology annotation, biological process: proteoglycan biosynthetic process; carbohydrate metabolic process. Gene Ontology annotation, molecular function: xylosylprotein 4-beta-galactosyltransferase activity. The record is from RefSeq and is a predicted model, not a curated record. The transcript has 3 exons. NCBI's taxonomy places the organism in Eukaryota, Metazoa, Arthropoda, Insecta, Lepidoptera, Nymphalidae. Bases 145 to 1035 code for a protein of 296 amino acids.
GUGGACGUCGAUGUCAUUUUGAUGUCAAUAAAAUGCGAAUUUUUAUGUUUUUUUAUUCAGUUUUAAUUAAAUCGAAACUAUGUAGAUUUCUAUAUUAAGAAAACUAUGUAAAUAACUGCAAAAUACUCGUGAGAGAUUCAAUUAAUGUACAGAAGUGUUACUUUAAUGGGUUACCGAGUUACCGGUUCGAAAUGUCUCACCGUUUGCCUCGGUUUAACUUUUGUAAUGGGUUGCUUCUUGGCCUCUCUCCCUAUUUCUACAGAACAGAAGACCCGCCAAAUAUCAACGACACAUAGCAAAAAGAAACUCGCCAUUCUAGUACCGUUCAGAGACAGAUUCGAAGAACUCCUGGAAUUUGUCCCUCACAUGCACCAGUUCCUAACAAAACAGAACAUACCGUACCACAUAUUUAUCAUCCAACAGAAAGAUAGCAACAGAUUCAACCGUGCCUCGCUUAUAAACGUCGGAUUCUUGUAUACUAAGAAGAAUUAUGAUUAUAUAGCAAUGCAUGACGUUGACUUACUGCCCAUGAACAAUGAUUUAAAGUAUGACUAUCCAUUGGGCUGUGUCUUCCAUAUUUCGUCACCGCAGACCCAUCCAAAGUAUCACUAUGAUACGUUCAUCGGUGGUAUAUUACUUAUAAGGAGAGAGGACUUCGAACUUGUGGACGGUAUGUCAAAUAAUUAUUGGGGAUGGGGUCUGGAGGAUGAUGAGUUUUAUGUUAGAUUAAAAGAUGCAGGACUGAAAGUAAAAAGACCAGAUAAUAUUUCAACUGGACCUGAGAAUACUUUCAAGCACAUACACGACAAAACGUACCGCAAACGUGACAUGCGCAAGUGCUUCAACCAGCGAGAGGUGACACGCCGUCGGGACAGGGUGACAGGCCUGCAUGACGUCAACUACACCAUACACAGCACCCACAACGUCACCAUAGACUCUCUGCCCGUGACGGUGCUCAACGUGGAGCUGGUGUGUAAUAAGACUGCUACACCGUGGUGCCAGUGCCCUGAACCAACUAAAGUGAAGAAGACUUAGAGUUAUGUCAGGGAGGCUUUACACCUAUGUACGUCUCAACGCUGCCGUACCAUGAUAUGCAUUCAUUUGUGAUGACACCCAUAAAUUGCACAUCCUUGCACGUGGUAACAUAUUGGCAUUUAAAAUUAUUUCAAGACUAAAAAAACCAUUGACAAAUGUAUUAAUAGUUAAUUUUAACCCCACCACGAAAAAAGAGGGAUGUUAUAAUUUUGGUGUGUGAGUGUGUCUGUGGUACCAUAGCUCCCGAAUGGUUAAAGCAAUUUCAAUUUAGUUUUUUUUUUUCGUAUUAUCGACUACCAAAUGUCUGCAAAUAUACUCAUGUGGGGUCUCAAAUCAAAAACGUACUGAAAGAGAAUAUUGAUGACUUGAUCGAGAGUGUAAUUAAUAAUGUUAUGACAUUCAGGGGACUGCAAGACUUCGUCCGGAGUGGGCAUGUCAAAAAAGUUGUUCGGAGUGGGCAUGUCAAAAAAGUCGUUCGGAGUGGGCAUGUCAAAAAAGUCAUUCGGAGUGGGCAUGUCACAAAAGUCGUUCGGAGUGGGCAUGUCACAAAAGUCGUUCGGAGUGGGCAUGUCACAAAAGUCGUUCGGAGUGGGCGUGUCAUCAACCACAACCUCUUGUUGACCUCGGCCCUUUUACCACUGAGCUAUUGAGUUUAUACUGUUUCUAGCACAAUCUACAAUUGAUGGUUUUUAGUGUUUUGUCAUUGCACGGCAGAAGUGGCAUACACAUCAUAUAUGCAAAAAUAUAUAUACAGUGGUGAGUGGUGAGACUCACGGCACUCAGCUAUGGGGCACAUGCAGUAAAUCAAAUGCAAAGGAUGCAAAAUAACUACUUGGGCUAUCACGGAUGCCCCUUGGUUCAUUCGCAUCAAUGAAACCCUUGAAUACCUUGAAAUGCCAACUGUCUGUGAGGAAAUCAGUAAUAACUGCAAAAAGUAAAAAGAAAGGCUAACGAGACAUCCCAAUCGCCUCACUAGCUCGUUAGUGGUAGCGCUGCGAAUCAAACGCCUGAAGCGAGCUGACGUGCUCGAUGACAAUACUAAAGCCAUACUCAAGGAGCCCUCGAUUUCUAAGCUGUUUACUAACAAACAAAUUAGAAAUGAGGGUAGAAAACGCAUGUCAUUUCAUAACUUUUUUAUUUUAAAUUAUGUAUUGUUGUUUUGUAAAAUAUUAUUCAAAAUAAAGUAACUAUUUUAAGCUUAUUAAUCAUAUUUAUUUUCAUUAAUUUAAGAACAAGUUAAUCGUAAUUAUUAUUAGGUGUGAAAUGACUAGUGAUUUAUACCCUCAUUUUUAAUUUGUUUGUUGGUAAACAGUACUCCUCAAGUAUGGCUUUAGUAUAGGUGACGGCAGAGCUAUGGCUCUCCUGUCAGAACCGCCCUAAAGUCUCACAACUCACCUGCUUAAAGUCGACUGAUCGCAGAUCCAAACAGAUUAACACACAGGCUACUUUUUAUCCAGAAAGAAUCCAUAGUUUCCCGAGAUUUGCGAAAUGAUUUUGAUGAUAUGAAUGUUUGUUACUCUUUCACGCGUCGACUACUAAACCGAAUUAGCUGGAUAUAUUACAGCAUGGAUUAACACAUAGGCUACUUUUAUCCCGGAAAAAUCCAUGGUUCCCGAGGGAUUUGUGAAAAACUAAAUUCCACGCGGACGAAGUCGCAGGCGUCCGCUAGUACUUAAUAGAACCAAAAAUAUAAAAAUUGUAACCCACCAACUCCAUUAUUUUAUUAUAAGCACUUGUUGGAAUAAAUCACAUUUUAAAUAUAACAUAA